AUGUCGGGGGCGUGGGUGACGGUGGCCGCCAGGGUGAGGCCGUUCACCGAGCGGGAACUUCGUCUCAACGCCUCGUGCAUCGUGAACAUGUCCGGGCCUGCACCACUAUCACAAACCCCCAAACAGACAAAGGAAUCUCCCAAAUCCUUCACCUUUGACUAUUCCUACUGGUCCCAUGGAUCGUCGUGUUCGCCGGGCUUUGUGUCUCAGCGCCGUGUGUACGAGGAGUUGGGCCGCCAGCUGCUGCUGCACGCGCUGGACGGCUACAACGUGAGUGUCCUGGCGUACGGACAGAGUGGGGCCGGCAAAUCCUACACCAUGGUGGGUCAACAGGGCCCGGGACCCCCAGCAACUGGGCUCGACCCCGAGCCCGACCCCGACCCCGAGAUGGGACUAGUCCCUCAGGUCAGCGCCUCGACCUCCCGACACCUGACCCCCGACCCUGAACCCCGACCCCGAGCUCGUACGUAGGUCAGUGCCGCGACCUCCCAACCCCUGACCCUGAACCCCGACCCCGUACCUCAGGUCAGCGCCUCGACCUCCCGACCCCUGACCUCCCAACCCCUG
This is a messenger RNA of Leucoraja erinaceus (little skate), 567 nucleotides long. RefSeq names its product kinesin-like protein KIF1C. The transcript has 3 exons. Lineage: Eukaryota; Metazoa; Chordata; Chondrichthyes; Rajiformes; Rajidae. Gene Ontology annotation, cellular component: dendrite; axon; microtubule. Gene Ontology annotation, molecular function: microtubule binding; plus-end-directed microtubule motor activity; ATP hydrolysis activity. Bases 1 to 471 code for a protein of 156 amino acids. The record is from RefSeq and is a predicted model, not a curated record. Gene Ontology annotation, biological process: microtubule-based movement; cytoskeleton-dependent intracellular transport; vesicle-mediated transport.